Messenger RNA from Diachasma alloeum, 1308 nucleotides. RefSeq names its product putative nuclease HARBI1. Lineage: Eukaryota; Metazoa; Arthropoda; Insecta; Hymenoptera; Braconidae. The transcript has 4 exons. The coding region runs from base 65 to 1105 and encodes 346 amino acids. The record is from RefSeq and is a predicted model, not a curated record.
UGUUUACGCGUGUAAUCGAUUCAAAUGUGAAUAUGGCAUAUGUGGUUUUAAUUAAAUUUUUGUAAUGAACAACGUUAUCGGUGAUUUAAUUGGUGGUGCUGGACGUUAUCGUCCUAUUCGACGUAACGCAGAACCAGUUAACCACUUUGAAAUUCUCCCAGAAAUACAAUUCAGGGAACGAUACCGUUUGUCAAAAAGAGCAUUCCUCCACGUGCUCCGGAGAAUAGAGCAUGGUCUGAGAAGACCUCUUCGAAGAAAUCACAGGAUCACUUCGAGUAUUCAGUUAUUAGUGGCUCUACGUUUUUUUGCUACUGGUUCAUAUUUGAUUACUGUGGGAGACACAAUGAGCAUAAGUAAAUCAGCAACCUGGGAAAUUGUCCAUCGAGUAGCUCCACUUAUAGCAGCCUUGAGCCCUGACUACAUCAAAUUCCCAUCAACUCCAGAAGCACAAAGGCAAGCUCAGGCUGAGCUGUUUGCCAGAUCUGCAAUCCCCAAUGCAGUAGGCUGCGUUGAUGGUAGACAAGUUCGACACCAAAGUUAUGGUGGCGAAAAUGGUGAGCUGUACCGCAACCGACAUGGCUGGUUCUCUAUAAAUGUCCAAGGAAUCUGCAAUGCAAGAUUAGAGUUCACGAAUUUUGUGGCUCGUUGGCCCGGUGCCACACACGACACGAGGGUAUUUCGUCACUCGAGAAUUUGUCAUUUGCUUUAUCAAGGGGUGUACAGAGAUGCUCUUCUCCUCGGGGAUUCUGGCUAUCCUGAUCUCCCUUUCCUGAUGACACCCCUAAGGAAUCCUCAAACAGCUGCCGAGCAUCUGUACAAUGAAGCUCAAAUUCGCACACGCAACUGUAUUGAGCGCUGCUUUGAGGUAUGGGCCAGAAGGUUUACGGUGGUGGAGAUAGGGUCGCGAUUCCAUACUCCUGAGAGAACUGUGGCCGUAAUUAUUGCUACUGCUGCACUACACAACAUUUCCCUAUGGUUUCGUCCUUUUCGCCGACGAGAAGUCGAUGUGGAGGCAUACAAUGCAAUUCAUGAAAACAUUGCACUAGGUCACGGCAAUACCAUACGACAACAGCUGGUGACCGGGUAUUUUGAACAGCUCAUUUGAAUACAUAGGUCCAUGUCUCAAACUAAAGGCGAUUGUGGAAGACAAUAUGGAGAACAAAUUGAGAAGAAUGAAUUAAACUUCGAAUGCACCGAAAUCAUAGAAAAAUUCUCCCUUAAUUAACGCUGUGAUGAAUUAGAAAGUAUAAGCAUAUAUUUUUUGUAAUACUCAGGGCUGUCUCCUAAAUUAAAACAAUUAAAUAUGUA